AUGUUCGGCGUCUUCUCAUACUGGAUUCUGCCGCUCUUUGCAGCAUGUGUCUGGCUAGGUAUGCUGAGUGCCGCAUCUGAGAUUUGCAACCUCCCGACUGACUCGUGUGACCACAGCNNAACACUCCUCGGUAUGCUGGGCACCUGGCUCGCAAAGGGCUCACCUCACUACGUCAGUAUGGAACAAGGUCAAACAAUUGCAUACAUCUCGGACAUUGGCGCAACAGGUCUUCAACCUCUCUUCAUCGCCGGCUCCGCCGUCAGUGUCGUCGUCUUUGAUGUAUGCUUCGUCUCAGAACGCUGGUUGCGCCACAAGGGUCGCCUUGCCCACAACACAUCGACUGUUCAGAAGGUCUUGUCGGGCUUCGCUUGUGCCUUCGCCAUCAUCGGUGCCAUUGGUCUGAUCCUCUUGACCAUUCUGGAUACCGUCUCUCACCCUACCGCUCACGACAUCUGUCUCGUAAUCUUCAUUGUUGGCUACAUCAUCUCUGCCAUCUUCGCUUGCGCCGAAUAUCAACGUCUGGGCAUUCACUUCCGCCAGUACCGCAUCCUGCGUGCCUCAUUCUGGAUCAAGUUGACUUUCAUCUUCGUUGAGAUUGCUCUUGCUAUUGCAUUCGCCGCCCUGGGUCGUCACGCUGACAAGCGCAACACCGCUGCCAUCCUCGAAUGGGUCAUCUCACUCAUCUACAUCAUCUACCAAGGUCACUAUGCCAUGGACUUCUUCCCCGCUAUCCACAGCAAGGACCACCGCUUCCCCAGUGUCGAGGAGAUGAUCGAGAAUGGCGGCAACGGUCCUUCCUACUCUGGCGGUCCCACUUUCUCCGAGAGUGCCUCGUACGCAAGCGAGAACCCCAUGCGUGCCAAUGGUCAGACCGUCGAGCCCAGCAGAAACUUCUAA
Messenger RNA from Aureobasidium uvarum, 897 nucleotides. The record is from the annotation of a GenBank genome assembly. NCBI's taxonomy places the organism in Eukaryota, Fungi, Ascomycota, Dothideomycetes, Dothideales, Saccotheciaceae.